CCCGGUGGGCGCUGGGGAGGCGCGCAGCCGGCAUGGCUUCCGGGAGUGCCGCGCAGGAGGAGGAGGUCAGCGGCGCCCAGCUCAUCGCCGAGUCCCUCAAGGCUCAAAAUGUUGAAUACAUGUUUGGCAUUGUUGGUAUUCCAGUCACCGAAAUCGCAAUUGCAGCCCAAGCGGUCGGAAUAAAAUAUGUAGGAAUGAGAAAUGAACAAGCUGCCUGUUAUGCUGCAUCUGCUGUUGGAUAUUUGACUGGCAGACCGGGAGUAUGUCUCGUAGUGUCUGGUCCAGGCUUUUUACAUGCCCUUGGUGGGAUGGCAAACGCAACCGUGAACUGCUGGCCUUUGAUUGUUAUUGGAGGCUCUUCUGACAGAAAUCAGGAAACCAUGGGAGCUUUCCAAGAAUUCCCUCAGGUUGAAGCUGGUAGGCUGUACAACAAACUGUCUGUCCGCCCGAGCAGCCUAGAAGCUAUUCCUGCUGUUAUUGAAAAGGCUGUGAGAACCAGCAUAUAUGGUCGUCCAGGUUCCUGCUAUAUUGACAUACCUGGGGAUUUUGUGAAUCUUCAGGUGAAUAAGAGCUCUGUCAAGUAUGUGGAAUGCUGCCUGCCCCCUCCCAUCAGCACGGCUGAAAGCUCCGCUGUAUCCAAAGCGACAUCUAUCAUUGCUCUUUCCAAGCAGCCUCUGCUCAUCAUUGGCAAAGGUGCUGCUUAUUCACAUGCUGAAAACAACAUCAGAAAGUUGGUGGACCUUUGUGGACUGCCUUUUUUGCCUACACCAAUGGCAAAAGGAGUAGUUCCUGAUAACCAUCCAAAUUGUGUAGCUGCAGCAAGAUCAACGGCAUUACAGCUUGCUGAUGUAAUCAUCUUGCUUGGUGCAAGGUUGAAUUGGAUUUUGCAUUUUGGUCUACCACCAAGGUUUCAACAAGAUGUAAAGGUUAUUCAGAUUGAUAUUUGUUCAGAAGAGCUGGGGAAUAAUGUGAGACCAGCUGCAACUUUAUUAGGUGACAUAAACGCCGUGACUGGACAGCUCUUGGAAGAAUUCAGCAAAAGAUCAGUGAAAUAUCCUUCUAAUUCAGAGUGGUGGAAGAGACUAAGAGAGAAAAUGUUGAACAAUGAGGAAAGAUCAAAGGGAUUAGCAUUACAGAAAUCCCUGCCUAUGAAUUAUUACACAGCCUUCCACCACAUCAGAGAACUGAUACCCAAGGACUGCAUCUUAGUAAGUGAGGGAGCAAACACCAUGGACAUUGGACGAACUAUGCUUCCAAAUUACUAUCCCCGUCAAAGGCUUGAUGCAGGUACUUUUGGAACAAUGGGAGUUGGACUGGGUUUUGCAAUAGCAGCUGCAAUGAUAGCUAAAGACCAAACACCUGAAAAGCGAGUCAUCUGCAUAGAAGGAGAUAGUGCUUUUGGAUUUUCUGGGAUGGAGGUGGAGACUAUUUGCAGAUACAACUUGCCAAUCCUGAUUAUCAUCAUAAACAACAAUGGGAUUUACACUGGUUUGGGUGCAGAUGCCUGGAAGGAGAUGUUAAAGUUUGGAGAUCCUGCUACGUGUGUGCCUCCUGUGUCUCUCCUGCCAAAUUCACACUAUGAGGAAAUUAUGUCUGCCUUUGGAGGUAAAGGAUACUUUGUUGAAACGCCAGAAGAAUUGCAGAAUGCUCUCAAAGCAAGCCUGACUGACAAGCAAACACCUUCUCUUAUAAAUGUAAUGAUUGAUCCACAGUCUGACAGAAAGAAACAGGAGUUUCCGUGGCUGACUCGUUCUAACCUGUAGUAGAAGAUGAAGAUGAUGGUGGUGCAAGGCAGUGUGUUAAGCAAAACCAAAUCAUUUUCCAGAAGCGGAACUGGUACAACUCCGUUUUACAUAAACAUUGAAACAAAAUGGGAUUCUAGAACUGGUACUAGAGGACUCUUUAAAUGCUGAAAUUAAGUAAUUGUAAAAUGAAAGACACACAUGAAUCUAUACCAAAUCUUCUAGCAGAUUGUACAGGAACACUGAUAAGAUCAUAUACUACUUCUUUUACUCAGAGCCAUACCCAUCAAGAUUUGUGAAUUAAAGUCUUGGAUGUUUUGGACAAAGGGAGUGAGCUGAUGCUUUUAUGCCGACUGAGGCAUGAAUAUCGUUGGCAGUGUGCAAUUAUAGUAGUUUCAUUUUUAACUGACCACCAGCAUGCUGCUUGUUAGAGACUUUGUCCUGUAAGGACAAAAACAAAGCAUCUUGUCAAAAAGUGCUGAUUGGCCUCAUUAUGCCUUGAAGCCUGUUGGGUUGAUAGUCACUUCCUAAUUUUACAGGCUGCAUUUUCAGCUUCUGCUGCAGAUAGAAGCAGUGUAUUAAAAAUGCAGACUUACUCAAGGGCUGUACUGCAUUUUUUGUUAGCGGGACAGUGCUUGUAGAGGGGAAAAAAAUCUUAGACAUUUUGUCUGAAGCUUUGCUUUUUGCAAAGGUGCUAUCAUCCCUCUCAGCUGAAAACAGGACUGUAUUUAUUAGUGAGAUUUCAAGGAUUAAUAGAUUGUGAACCUUUAUAAUCAGAAGCAUUUAAAAAAAGAAAAAGAAAAAGAAACCUUCACCAGAACAAUAACUUAAGUGUUAGGUUGGACCUUAAUGUAUUCAUGCUGUGGUUGGCUAAUUGUGAAACAAAAGUUCUUCCUAUAAUGUACUUACUGUAUAGAAACUUAGUACCCAACUUUCACUGACUGUGUUGCAGAGGUAACGUUCAAAGUGGAUAAUUGACCUACCUGAGGUUCUAUCUACUGUGCUUUCAUCUAUUGUUGCAUCUGACAGUCUUACUUAGAGCUCACAUUUUAAAAGUGAAGUAGUUCUUUCCCUGUGCUUCUGUCAUGGACUCCAGCAACUCCUACUCAGUCUACUACUGAACAAGUUACUUUGUGUCUUCUUAAAUGCACAAGAGGGUCUUUGAUGUUAUAUGUGUAAAAGGGAAAACUCUGGCUCUGACUUGGGUUUUGAUUGCUUUAUUGUCUAUUAUUCCAUUGACUUUAAGUGCUGGUGAACUAGUUAAAGGCACUUGGGUGACCCAAGGAAGAGGAGAACUGGGCUGGCCGCAGAUCCUGGCCUAUGGUUAAGUUUGUUGCAAAAAGCUUGGCUUAUUAGUGCUUGCACUUAAGUCUGGGUCUGGCACAAGGCCAUGGGUUACUGUUAGGCAGAGGACUGUCUCUGCACGCUUGUGCAGAAGGAUAGCAUCAGACAUGAGCAAGAGUACCACAGUCUGACUAAGAGGUACCACUACUUGUUACGGGUGUGGAAUAGCCAUGUGGCACUAUGAAUGCCUGAGUCAAGAUAAGGUGAUAUUCUCAGGAGGGCUGCUAACAAGUGCAAAAGGAUAAAAUCUGCAGGAUGGAUACAACUCAUGAACAAGUGUAAGGCUGCUGAGACAGCAGAGUUGCUGUGUUCUCUGGAGUACUCUGCAAGGAAUGUGGAGCAUUGCAUCUUGUCACCAAUUUUGUUUCAUUCUUUUUAACUCUCAAAAGUUGAUUUUAAUAUGUUGCAGUGAUUAAAAACAAUCCAUUAUGAUGAAGUAAAAUAUCUGUAAGAGUUAAUGCUGGGCCUGACCACAGGUCAAUGAGAUCAUGUGCAUUGGAUAUGCAAAUGCAGAAAUUCUUGUUUUAUAUUUGAAAAUUAAUAAAAAGUGAUUUUCAUAAGUUUUCUCCUUUAA
Strigops habroptila (Kakapo) is the source of this 3660-nucleotide messenger RNA. RefSeq names its product 2-hydroxyacyl-CoA lyase 1 (gene HACL1). NCBI's taxonomy places the organism in Eukaryota, Metazoa, Chordata, Aves, Psittaciformes, Psittacidae. The record is from RefSeq and is a predicted model, not a curated record. Gene Ontology annotation, cellular component: peroxisome. Gene Ontology annotation, biological process: fatty acid alpha-oxidation. Bases 33 to 1763 code for a protein of 576 amino acids. Gene Ontology annotation, molecular function: thiamine pyrophosphate binding; catalytic activity; magnesium ion binding. The transcript has 17 exons.